GACGUGAACAGGACAAGAACCACAUGUGUUGAUCUGUUCGGACAUCUUCCCCGACAUACUCUCGUAGUUCAUCUGUGAUCAGAGACUUUGUGUGAUCAGGACUUACUUGCCAUUAACGGUCGUGGAUCGUGAUAUGAACCUGAAAGCGUUCUGCCUGUCUCUCCUUCUUUUUGAAGUCUCCUGUUUCUCUGAGUUUGAGAUAACUGUGCCCAGAGAUCCUGUCACUGGGUUUUACGGAGAGGCGCUGAUCCUCCCCUGCACCUUCCCUGUGGACUCGUGGGAUCUGAGUAGCACCGUUAUCACCUGGCAGCGCGGGCUGGACGUUGCUCACAGCUUCUACUACAGUCGGGACCAGCUCGACCGUCAGAAUCCUCAUUAUGUGAACCGCACCAGCCUGUUCAUCCAGGAGAUGGCAGGAGGAAACGCAUCACUCAAACUGGACAGAGUCACUCUGCAGGACUCUGGUGUGUACACCUGCUCCAUCAGCACCAACACUGGCAGCCAGAAGAAGAGCUUUAGAGUCGAUAUUGCAGCGUUCUACUCUGAACCUCGUCUGCAGUUCUCCAUGUUAACUGAUGGAGUCAACCUGCUAGUGACGUCAGAUGGGGGUUACCCUUCUCCUACACUGCAGUGGCUGAUGGAAAACUCAGACAUCACUAACCAGACACAAACACACAUCAUGAAGGACACACAAACUGGACUUUAUAUUGUGUCUAGUUGGAUAAAUCUCACUGAAGUCACAAACUCCUCUCUGACGUUCAUACUGAACAACAAACCUCUGGGUCAAGACAUCAGGAGAGAGAUCCAGCUGUACUCAGAUAAGAGCGAGAGUCAAGGAGAGUCAGUGUACAGAUGCCACGGAUGCUUCAUAUUGAUCCCUGUUAUUCUGCUGCUGCUGAUCAUCAUAAUGGGUUUAUUGUUUGUGUUCAUUACAAGCAGAAGAAGAGAACAGACCAAACUAAAUGGCUUUACUAAUAUGGGACUCAAGUCUGAAACCAAAAUCCUAAAUGGAAAAUGUCAGCAGUGUCCAGGAGCAUAACAUCAUAAUGUGGUUUGACAGAGACGUGGACUGUAAUGAGAGAUCACUGUUGGACAUCUUCAAACUUUAAUAUGUUUAAUGUUCUUAUUUUCAUCAAACACACCAGCUUACCAUCUGUAAUACAGGACAUACUUACUGCUUUGUUCAUGUCUGAAACUCAUAAUAAUCUCAGUGGAAAGUUUAGUAUGUCCAUAAUGGUUAUUCUGUUACAAAUUCUGUUACCAUUUCAACUAACAGUGAUAUUAUUUAUACAAUUUAAAGACUUUCUGUGAUUUGCAGACAAUAGCAUUAUAUUUAUUUUAACAUUGUAUUAUAUUUCCUAACCUUGGCAGCUUUUAACAAACCGUAUGUAGUUUAUUAGUUACGUGACACUGAUUAUUUACACUAGGUAACAUUUCAGUUCAUCCCCUAGUGAUGUAUAUAACACAGAUAAUUGUAGUGUUUCUUUCAGCCAAAAUGACUGAAUCUACUUGGGUGCUAAACAGUCUUAAUUUAACCAAAAUUAAUUCUAAAUAGAAGUUUUCACUCAUUAAAUAAAUGCAGUUUUUUUUUGUUUGUUUUUUUAACAAAAGUAUUUCAUAGUUAUUUACUAUAUGGAUGUGGAUGAGUUUGUGCACUGAAACAUUGCAUUGUAUCCAUAAAUACUCUGCAUAAAUACUUUUUACCUGAUGGCAAGAUGACAUUGCAGUGAAUCAACAAAGUUUUUGUUACACUAUUUAUUGAAUGAUUGUUUUUAGACUGUAUUAGGAUUUUUAAAAUUCUUUAUUUUUUUUCUACAUUGUAUUUAGAUUUUCAUUUGAGGUAUGUUUGAAACAGAAUAUUUUCCUUGCACAUCUGUAAUAUGUUUACCUUAUUACACUGUGUAUGAAAACUGUACAGUGAUCAAGAAAAAAUAAAAUAUAUAUUUUCAUAUA
Molecule: messenger RNA, 1953 nt
Organism: Megalobrama amblycephala (Wuchang bream)
Lineage: Eukaryota; Metazoa; Chordata; Actinopteri; Cypriniformes; Xenocyprididae
Product: CD276 antigen-like
Exons: 4
Coding region: 134-1039 (301 amino acids)
Biological process (GO): cellular response to lipopolysaccharide; cell surface receptor signaling pathway; positive regulation of T cell proliferation
Cellular component (GO): external side of plasma membrane
Source: RefSeq, a predicted model, not a curated record